AUGGAUCCCUUCUCUGCUCUUUCCGUCGCCGCCGCCAGUCUACAACUGGUUGAUCAACUUGUCAAGGUCACCCUUGGAACACAGAAGCUCUACGAAAAGCUAGCCGCCGCUCCACAGCAGAUCCGCCGCAAGCGCGAACAUGUGGAGCAACUACGAGACCUAAGCGCGUCUAUCCAAAGCCUAUUCCAAGGUCCGCAUGAGAAGCACGACCCUCGAAACCAGCCGCUUCCGUCAAAUUUGGGGCAUGGUCUUCACUCCUUGCUCAGCAAGGCUGAGGACGAGCUCAUCGAACUAGAGAACAUUUUGAAACCGCUGGACGUUGCAAAUGGCGACGAUAAAGCUGUCAAGCGAUUCUGGGGUCGCGUAAAAUCCGUUAAGCAGGAAGGCAUCAUCCACGGCUGUCUUGACCGUCUGAAGGAAUUGUACAUCCAGCUUCAGAUCUCCCUGGAUCUCUAUCACUCGGAGUUGUUUAGCAUCGCAACUGCUCAGAGUGGAGUGGCUUUGGAGAACAUCUCAACUUUACAGACCUCGAUGAGCGGGACAAUCACCGAGCUUCAUCGAAAAGUGGAUGAACAGGCCUGUGCUGGCGCACACACGGCGGAGUUGAACCUCAAAUCCCACAGAGCGACCCACUCAAGGCUCGAUACGAUUGACGCGUCAUCUUCAGCGCUGCAAAUGACCCUGAGCCAUGGGUUCAGCUUGCUAGCGGGAAAAUUUGAGCAAGAGCAAAGGAAAGUGACCCAGGAGCUGCGGGUGACUCGCAAUUCAGUAGAGCUUUUGCUCGCUGGCAGAAUCGCUUCUAAACCGGCAUGUGUGGCGGGCAUUUUGGAUGAUAUGCAGCGUCAGCCGUUCAGACAAUGCCCUUGCCAAAGGUUGGGAGUGUACAGGCCUCUCUCGUUUGGUUCAUUCACUUGGAAUCGACGUGUCUAUGGUGUUCAUUAUCCGGGAUGCUCAUCCUACGCCGCAGGUUCGGAAGAUACCCUGCCUAGACGUUACUCUUUGACGAUUGGAAGAGUGGCGUCGUUGAGUAUUGAACUCAUGUUCAAUAGUGUCCGCGGCGCAGGCGCUUUCUCUUUGCCUGAGCAGAUCAACUUCAUAAGCAUCGUCGCUGAUGACGACGACUGCACGCGCAUCCCUGGCUACGAUCGCAUCUAUGCGGCCUUUGAUAGCAUUCAUCGCAUUCAUGGACGAGAUACUAAUGUGUUCGACAUCAUGGGUCUUUAUGUGUGGGAUGAUGACUAUUCGUUGGUAGAGAAAACUAGGGUGAAACAAAUACUGAAUCAACUGCUUAUCGACCUUCAGACAGACUUUGGCAGCGGGCGUGUCUCUGGACGUGUGCAAACAACUACAGGCAGGACCCUCCUACACAUGUUCGGCGGCAUUUUAGGCCUGUUGUGGAGCAUACAAGAAGACACUCUAGGCAGUAUCAAGACUAUAAUUGAGCUGCUUCAUCGUCAUGGCACUCCAAUUAACGCUCUUUGCAAGCACAGCUCAUUUUCUUCUGAGGGAACAGCGCUUUCCAUGUUCUUUCCCUGGUUGGGCAUGGAUGAGAACUGGGAGCCUGGAAGCACAACUUUUCUACGGCUUCUGUGCGAUCUUGGGGUUACAGCUGCACCAGUGGCGUCCGAAGAAGACUUUCUACGACAUAUUGUGCCCGACUCAACUCAAGUCAGGCUCUUUACACGUAUUCCCGACCUUGCCAUAGAAGCAGGCUACUCAAGGCUAGCUCUCGCCGUUGUUCACAGAAACAUAGACGAGGUCCAAUUCAUACUGUCACAGAGAGGAAGGUACGAAUCAGGAGGAUCACGCGGGGUCACACCGCUGCAAUUGAGCAUCGGAUGGCCGACAGGUAUGAAACUGCUUCUGCAGAAGGGCGCCAACCCAUCAGAAACAGUUCACUGCACCGUUGACCUCCAAGAUGACACGAGUCUUGAGAUCUUACUGGAUGCAGAUAGUCGGCUAUUCCUAGGAGUCAAUGGACGCGAGAAGUCCCUUCUGGAGCAUGCACUCUAUAGGAAUUACAGUCUGCACGUAGCUAACGGGCUUGGAACUAACGAGCGAAUCUUGCCUCUCAUCGUCGAAGCAUUGACUACUUCUCGUCGAUGCCUGAUGAGGCUCGCCAGAUCUUACUUGUCUGAUUCUCGGCUUAGAGAUCUUGGUUGGGCAGAGCCACAGCGCGACUAUCCGUUACUGGACUCGAGCACUGCUCUGGACAUGAUCAGGCAACUACAGAUGCGAGGCGUCAAGAUACCGGACAGAAUUUGGCCCGAUUCAAGACAUCGGUCGGUUUACCAUACGGAAUACAUGAUAGUAGAAGUUGCGGACUCCCUCUUUCAGGCAGGAUUCGAUGAAAUCGACAUUAAAGCACCUGAUGGUUGGACACCACUGCUAGUCAACAUAUACGAUUACAUGAACGGGGUGGAACCUCUCAAGGUGUUGGGCUGGUUCCUGGACCACGACGCAAGGAACCUUGUGUUUCCGGAAUUGAAUGCUAUAUCCUUGUACCACGCGUUGGCCGCAAAGGUAGCGACAAGGUAUAGCAACGUCGAUGACGAAAUCCGAGUGUGGUUGACCAAGAUUCUACGAAAAGCGGCCUGUGUCGUCCCUAGGCCUCCACGAGAUCUCUGCAGCUGCUAUUGCUCGGAUGGAGGUUGUUCCGCCAUAACUUCACUUCUGAGGCACCAAUCGAAGUACAUGGAACAGCCUAGAGACCACACGGGAGCCGGAUUUUUGUACACUCUUUGGGAGACGAGGAAGCGGAUCUUCAGGCUUUGGCUGAACGUGUCUCAUGCUUUCCCUGACAAGCAACCUUUCACCGACUUCUGCAGAUUCGAAUUGUUCGAGCGUCUGGGCAUGAAACACACUUGCUGCCAACUGGACUGGUGGAUUGAUAAGUCCAAUUGGCCUCUCUUACUAGAUCGUUGCGAAGCAGCCGAGUUUCAGCAGGAAGAUCAAUAUCUGGAUCGUACGCUAAACCGAGUCCUGGGGUUGUACAACGAGCUUCACGCACAGUACCAGAAUCAUUUCGAGGUAUUCUGGGACGCCUGGUGGAAGGUCAUCCAAGCAGAUGUGCCUGUGACGUUCUGGGAGAGGGUUCAGGAUGUUGACAACGACUGGUCUCGACCUAGAAGAGUUGACACCGACAUACCUAUACUGGACGAAGACUCCUUGGAAACCACACUGCAACGCAUUCGCGAGGACGUCUCCAGCUGGGUGGACGACCAGAUCCGCCUGGAAGACGAGAUUAUCGAAGAAGGGAUGGCAUGGUGGACGAGUCUUGUCGAGUCUUGA
This is a messenger RNA of Cyphellophora europaea CBS 101466, 3291 nucleotides long. RefSeq lists its product as uncharacterized. Bases 1 to 3291 code for a protein of 1096 amino acids. The record is from RefSeq and is a predicted model, not a curated record. The transcript has a single exon. Lineage: Eukaryota; Fungi; Ascomycota; Eurotiomycetes; Chaetothyriales; Cyphellophoraceae.